AUGGGUUCCGAUUUACAAUUAGAGCUCGCCUUUAGUGUCUCCCAAUUAGCUCAAGCGGAAAAUUUGAAGGUCUUGAUUGCCAACACUCAAUUUCAAAAACUUGGAAUCUCUGAAAAUGUCGACGAAUCCCACUCCACUAUUUCUUUGAAAGAUUCAAAAUCAGAGAUCGAUUUGAUCGAAGCUAAUGCUGCAGUGUUAUACUUGGCCUCAAAAUUCACUCAAAAGAAUGCUUUUGCCACUAUCACCCCUGAACAAACUGCGAUCUUGACCAAAUUGAGAGGUUAUUUGCUUGAAUAUUCUCAAGAUGAAUCCAAAUUUGAUAGGGCCACUUUCGCCAUCGAAGGUUUACCAGCAUUCAAGGACAAUGAACCUAUUUAUAACGAUCCUUUCCAAAUAUUAAUCUUUGGCUCUUUGUACCCUUUCCACGUCGCCAAGUUCAGAUUUGUUAACCAAUACAAAUGGUUCAGUAAGUUUUUCAAGAACCCUCAAAUCAACGGUUUGGUCAAGCAAGUUAAGGCCCAUACUUUCGCGGUGACUACUGCCAUUAACAAGAAGAAUAACCAAGGGAAGACCGCUUCUAAACCAAAGAAGGAUUCUGGAAACACUAGAGUGAUUAACGCCACUAAAACUGGUGAACAAAAACUCACUGCUAAUGCUAAGGAACAUUUGAAAGUUGCCCCUGAAGAUGUCAUUUUGCCAAAGAGUGACAAGCAGAAUAUUUUGAUUACUUCUGCUUUGCCAUAUGUUAACAACGUCCCACAUUUGGGUAACAUUAUUGGUUCCGUGUUGUCUGCUGAUGUGUUUGCAAGAUACGUCAAGGCCAAGAAGCAAUACAAUGUUUUGUUUGUUGGGGGUACUGAUGAAUAUGGUACUGCUACUGAAACUAAGGCUCUUGAAGAUAAAACUACCCCACAAGCCUUGUGUGACAAAUACCACAAGGUCCACAAUGAAAUUUACAAGUGGUUCGACAUUGAUUUCGACUUCUUUGGUAGAACCACCACUGAACUUCAAACCGAAAUCUCUCAAGACAUUUUCAUGAAGUUGUGGAAAAACGGCUACUUGUCCGAACAAACCAUCCAACAAUUGUAUUGUGAACAUCAUAAAGGGUUCUUGGCUGACAGAUAUGUCAACGGUACCUGUCCAAAAUGUGAAUAUCCAAAGGCCAGAGGUGACCAAUGUGAUGGCUGUGGUAGCUUGUUAAAUCCAUUGGAGUUAAUUGAUCCAAAAUGUAAGUUGGAUGGUCAUGUUCCAGUUGCUAAGUACUCUGACCACAUUUAUUUGAAUUUGGACCAAUUAGAACCAGAAACCAAGGCCUGGAUCGAAAAACAAAGUGUCGAAGGGGACUGGACUAAAAACACCAACAACAUCACCAACAACUGGUUGAAAGAAGGUCUUAGACCAUUCUCCAUCACCAGAGAUUUGAAAUGGGGUACCCCUGUCCCAUUGGAAAAGUACGGUGACAAGGUUUUGUACGUGUGGUUCGAUGCCACUAUUGGUUACGUUUCUAUCACUGCCAACUAUUUCAAGAACAAGGGUGUUACUGAUGACUGGAAGAAAUGGUGGAAGACCAAGGAAAAUGACGUUCGUUUAUACCAAUUCAUGGGUAAGGAUAAUGUCAGUUUCCAUUCUAUUAUUUUCCCAGCUUCUUUGAUCGGUACUGGCGAUGACUGGACCAAGAACUACCAUAUUGACACUACCGAAUACUUGCAAUAUGAAGGUGGUAAAUUCUCCAAGUCUGAAAAGAUUGGGGUCUUUGGUGAUCAAGCCAAGGAAACUGGUAUUUCUGCUUCUGUCUGGAGAUAUUACUUGAUCAAUGUUCGUCCAGAAACUUCUGAUUCUCAAUUCUCUUGGGACGAUUUUGUCAGAUGCAAUAACACCGAAUUGUUGAACAAUUUGGGUAACUUUAGUAACAGAUUGAUUAAAUUUGUCAACAAGAACUAUAAAGGGGUGGUGCCAACCAUUAACAGAUCGAAGUUCUCAUUGAUCAAGGACUACGAUAGCUUGAUUGACAACUUAAACACUUUACUCAAGAAAUAUAACGAUGCCAGUAUAAAAUGUGAAGAAAGAAGAGCAUUAGAAUACGCCAUGGCUAUUUCUGCUAGAGGUAACCAAUUCUUGCAAGAAAAUAAAUUGGAUAACUCUUUGUUCAAUGGCGAACCUGACAAGAGUGACUUGGUGGUGUACAUCGGGCUUAACAUUCUCGUUACUGUUUCUCAAGUCAUUUCUCCAUUCAUGCCAGCAACUUCAGAAAAUAUCAAUAAGCAAUUGAACAUCAAGGAAUUGUACAUUCCAGACGAAUUUGUGUUCAGCAUCGAUGAAGGCCAUAAUAUUGGUGAAGCCGAUUAUUUAUUCUCUAAAAUCGAUGAUAAAAUGGUUGAAUCUUGGAGAAAGAAGUAUGGUGGCAAACAAGAGUAA
Molecule: messenger RNA, 2415 nt
Organism: Saccharomycopsis crataegensis
Lineage: Eukaryota; Fungi; Ascomycota; Saccharomycetes; Ascoideales; Saccharomycopsidaceae
Gene: MES1
Product: methionine--tRNA ligase MES1
Exons: 1
Coding region: 1-2415 (804 amino acids)
Biological process (GO): methionyl-tRNA aminoacylation
Cellular component (GO): cytosol; aminoacyl-tRNA synthetase multienzyme complex
Molecular function (GO): ATP binding; methionine-tRNA ligase activity
Source: RefSeq, a predicted model, not a curated record